AUGCCUAAAAAGAUUUUACCAGUCAUUAAUAAGUACUGUUUUCGUUUACCAGAUGAAUUUGUUCAUGGAAUUAAUCAAAAAUUUAGAGUUCUUCAAUUUCGUUCUCGUGCAAGUUUUACGCAAAAACUUGGAUAUUUGAUGAUGGUUGAUGAUAAUCAUGAAUAUUGCAUUGGAAUGUCUGAUGAAUCAUUUGUCCCUGUUGAGUUUAGAGUUCAAGAUGUUUGUGGGGAUUUUUAUUGGACAACUGGAUAUUGUCUUUUCACAUAUCAGAAUCCAUUUCUUGAGGAAACGUAUGCCUAUAAAUGUGACUUUCCAAAACAAGAAGCGACACCAUUUGGUGAACAAAAAGCACAUGCUUAUUUGAAAGAAAAUGGAAAGUAUGAUCUUAUUGUUUUCUCACGAAGUUAUCAAAAAAUUGAAGAAGCAUUACCAUUUAUAAUUGUAAUUGAUAAGGAUAAGGAUGGUGAUAUAGUAAUUGAACGAGAUCCAAAGGUUUUUGGAGCUGAUAUGACCUUUAAAAAAUAUUUAAAAACUUAA
Trichomonas vaginalis G3 is the source of this 537-nucleotide messenger RNA. RefSeq lists its product as uncharacterized. Lineage: Eukaryota; Parabasalia; Trichomonadida; Trichomonadidae. Bases 1 to 537 code for a protein of 178 amino acids. The transcript has a single exon. The record is from RefSeq and is a predicted model, not a curated record.